Messenger RNA from Neospora caninum, 768 nucleotides. RefSeq names its product protein kinase domain containing protein, related. Gene Ontology annotation, biological process: protein phosphorylation. The coding region runs from base 1 to 768 and encodes 255 amino acids. NCBI's taxonomy places the organism in Eukaryota, Apicomplexa, Conoidasida, Eucoccidiorida, Sarcocystidae. The record is from RefSeq and is a predicted model, not a curated record. Gene Ontology annotation, molecular function: protein kinase activity; ATP binding. The transcript is spliced from 8 exons.
AUGCCAGUCUACAAAAAAGUUCGCCUCAUCGGUUCAGGGUCUUUCGGCCGAGCGUAUCUCGUUCGAGACAAGGACGACGCACAGAAACUAUACGUCAUGAAGCUGAUCGACAUCUCACAAAUGGAUGGCAAGACUAGAGAAGACACCUUCAAUGAAGCAAAGGUCCUCUCGACGCUCAAGCCUCAUCCUUUCAUCGUGCGAUACCACCAGAGUUACAUCUAUGAAGACCACUUGUGCAUCAUUAUGGACUUCGCUGCUGGUGGAGACAUUGCAGCUCGGAUUAAAGAGCAGAAGAAAACCGGCCAGAGAUUCGACGAGAACCUGAUUAAACGAUGGAUCGCCCAGGCUUCUCUCGGCCUAAACUAUUUACACAGCAUGCAUAUUCUCCAUCGAGACUUGAAGCCACAGAAUCUCUUUUUGACGGCAAACGAUGACCUGCAGAUCGGAGAUUUUGGAAUCGCCAAGAUGCUCGGGUCUCCGGCUGCAUGCGCACAAACAACAAUCGGCACGCCCUAUUACCUGAGUCCAGAAAUCUGCAAAGGGCAGAGCUACUCGCUUCCAUCAGACAUUUGGUCCCUCGGAUGCAUUCUCUACGAACUCGCUUCCUUGACCGUUCCCUUCCAUGCGAAUGAUUUGAAGGGUUUGGUAGACGCCAUCUCCAAGCUCCCUGAGGAAAUUGAUAAAAUCAAAGCAAAGAGAAGAAAUUCCGCCAGCGUUGGUGUGCUCCCCUUUUCCGCCGUCCGGUCGUCUUCCGCUGUAGAGGCUUGA